AUUUUUUAUUUUUUAUUUUUUAUUUUUUAUUUUUUAUUUUUCGUUUUUGUCUGUUCGCUUCAAAAUGCCAACGAUAAGCAGGAAUCAAGCCAUUUGCAUGCUUUAUGGCGAAAAAUAUACCGAAGAGAACGCUGCUAGGCUUUUCAAGAAAAUCGAUGGUACAGAUCUCGAAAUUUGUUAUCUUCAUGAUCCUACGGAACCAAUCUUAAAGUCAAAGAUGAUCAUCAACUCCAACUCCAACUUCAAAUACCGUCUCUAUCCUGCUUUUUUUGACAACACAAUGAAAUUCUAAUGAUUCCGACUAUCCUUUUGGUUAUUUAUUCAUAUUACUUGCAAGGUUGGCGUUUUGAAUAAAAAAUGCAUGAAAUUUUACG
Molecule: messenger RNA, 374 nt
Organism: Radiomyces spectabilis
Lineage: Eukaryota; Fungi; Mucoromycota; Mucoromycetes; Mucorales; Radiomycetaceae
Exons: 1
Coding region: 65-292 (75 amino acids)
Source: RefSeq, a predicted model, not a curated record